ACCACCCAAAAACAAAGCCGUAUCAAUCCUCGUGAACCGAAUUCCUUCUCUCUGGAUCUGAUUCGAUCAAUUCGAAAAAUAUCUCUCUCGCUGCGUUUCUUCAUGGCAUCUGAUCAACGUGAAACUGAUUUCUCCGUUGAUUCACCGGAUCUAGAAGAAGACGCCGGCGGUGGCGGUGGCCGAGGAGGAGGAGGAGAAACUGAAUCCGACGAAGAUGUUGUUAUACCCGAACCAAACGAAGCCGAAGAUGACGAUCCUGAUCCAGAAUACGAAGAUCUGAAUUCUCCGUCAAUGAUUUCCGCAAUUUCCACAGCUCCGGUGGCGAAAUCAACCUCCGGAACCGUAACCGUCGCUCUUCCCGCCGGAUCCGCGGUACCUGUAUCUUCAAUUCCGUCAGAUUCCGAUCAGAAAUGGCACCGUAUGACCGAAAUCGUUCAUCAAAAACCACCGAUUGAUGACUCUCGACGUUUAUUCCAGAGACUAUGGACUGAUGAAGAUGAGAUCGAGCUACUCCGUGGAUUUCUCGAUUACAUCACGAGCCACCGUGGUAACAGCUCGCAUCCGCCCGAUACGGCGCCGUUUUACGAGCAGAUCAAAUCGAAACUUCAAUUGGAUUUUAAUAAGAAUCAGCUUGUGGAGAAGCUAAGGAGGUUGAAGAAGAAGUAUAGGAAUGUUAUGAGUAAGUUUAGUUCUGGUAAAGAAGUAUUCUUUAAAAGUCCUCAUGAUCAAGCUACUUUUGAUAUCUCUAGGAAGAUUUGGAAUCAAACUGGGAAAAUUAUUGGGUUUGAGGAUAAUAAUGUGAUGGAUUUCGAAGAAACCAAUCAUGUAAAUAACACGAACGGUAGCUCGAGUUUCAAUGUCUCGAUUGUGAAUGUGGAUGUUGAUUCUGAAAACGGUUUGGAGAAGAAAGUGACAAUUAGUAGAAAACGAUCACGAUCGAGGAUCGGGAAGAUUGAUGAGGAUAAGCCUGUUAUUGCUCCGAGUGACGGGCUAGUGCCGAAUGCUGUUAAUCUUAAUGAGAAUGUGGCUGUUGCUGGUGAUUUUGGUGAUGGGAGGAAUUUAGGAGGGUUGAUAGAAGAGACGGUGAAGAAUUGUGUAUCGCCUAUGAUUAAAGAGAUGAUGAAUGGUACGACGGGUAUGAUGAUGGCUGCGAUGGGUGGGUUUCCAGGAGGUGGUGCUCAUGCUCUUGGUGUGUUGAGUCCGAUGCUAAUGCCAUCGAUGAAUUUAGGGUUUGGUGGUAAGGGAGCAGGGGAUGAACGGUGGAGGAGACAGCAGAUUCUUGAGUUGGAAGUUUAUUCGAGGAGAUUAGAAUUGGUUCAAGAGCAGAUUAGAGCCACAGUGAAUGAGUUAAAGACAAUGCCUAAUGGAGGAUGAUGCAUAAGUUUUUAGUAUUUUUCUUGAUUGAAUCUUUUUUAAUUUUGUCGAUUAGGGGUGAAUGAUAGGUGAUGGGGUUGUGCAUAACCUUUGUAUUAGUCUAUUAAAUUAUAGUUUUUGGU
This is a messenger RNA of Arabidopsis arenosa, 1496 nucleotides long. The record is from the annotation of a GenBank genome assembly. NCBI's taxonomy places the organism in Eukaryota, Viridiplantae, Streptophyta, Magnoliopsida, Brassicales, Brassicaceae.